Messenger RNA from Nematocida ausubeli, 243 nucleotides. RefSeq lists its product as uncharacterized. The record is from RefSeq and is a predicted model, not a curated record. Bases 1 to 243 code for a protein of 80 amino acids. The transcript has a single exon. NCBI's taxonomy places the organism in Eukaryota, Fungi, Microsporidia.
AUGAAAGAGGUAAUUUGCUUGCUAAAAAAGAGCACAGGAGUCAAUGCAGUGCUGGAAGAGCUAAAGCGAACAGGGCGGUAUUCGGAACUCAUGGCGCAUAUUAGGAGAGAGAUAGAGAACUCAAAGACUACAUUCACAUUAACAGAGAAGUAUGAAAAGAUAUGCGAGAUACUUGAAAGGCACCUAACAAACAAAGACAUGAGUCUAAUCGAGUCAAUCCUUACAGAGCAGCGCAGGAUGUGA